AGAAUGACAGAAUAUGUCUGAAGAACAACAAUUGGCGCGGCGGAUCUCUGAUGCUGAAAGACAGCGACGUCAUAGACAGAAUAUGUCUGAAGAACAACGAUUGGCACAGCGUAUCGCUGAAGCUGAAAGAAGCCGACGUCGACAGAAAAUGUCUGAAGAACAGUCAUCGACAAAAACUAUGUUCCAACUUCCUGUCAACAAUCUUGGCAGUUUAAGAAAAGCCCGGAAAACUGUGAAAAAAAUACUUAGUGACAUUGGGUUGGAAUACUGUAAAGAACACAUAGAAGAUUUUAAACAGUUUGAACCUAAUGACUUUUAUUUGAAAAACACUACAUGGGAGGAUGUAGGACUUUGGGACCCUUCACUUACAAAAAACCAGGACUACCGGACAAAACCUUUUUGCUGCAGCGCUUGUCCAUUUUCUUCAAAAUUCUUCUCUGCCUACAAAAGUCAUUUUCGGAAUGUCCAUAGUGAAGACUUUGAAAAUAGGAUUCUCCUUAAUUGCCCCUACUGUACCUUCAAUGCAGACAAAAAGACUUUGGAAACACACAUUAAAAUAUUUCAUGCUCCAAAUGCCAGCACACCAAGUAGCAGCCUCAGCACUUUCAAAGAUAAAAGCAAAAACGAUGGCCUUAAACCUAAGCAGGCUGACAGUGUGGAGCAAGCUGUUUAUUACUGUAAGAAGUGCACUUACCGAGAUCCUCUUUAUGAAGUAGUUAGGAAGCACAUUUACAGGGAACAUUUUCAGCAUGUGGCAGCACCUUACAUAGCAAAGUCAGGCGAAAAAUCACUCAACGGUGCUGUCCCCUUAAGCCCAAAUGCCUGGGAAGAGGGUAGUAUUCACUGCAAGCGAUGCCUUUUCAUACCGAAGUCCUAUGAAGCUUUGGUGCAGCAUGUCAUCGAAGACCACGAACGCAUAGGCUAUCAGGUCACUGCCAUGAUUGGGCACACAAAUGUGGUGGUUCCCCGAUCCAAGCCUCUGAUGCUAAUUGCUCCCAAACCUCAAGAGAAGAAGGGCAUGGGACUCCAAUCAAGAAUUGGUUCCCUUGCUUCUGGAAACGUCCGGUCUUUGCCUUCACAGCAGAUGGUGAAUCGACUCUCAAUACCAAAGCCUAACUUAAAUUCUACAGGAGUCAACAUGAUGUCCAAUGUCCACCUACAGCAGAACAAUUAUGGAGUCAAAUCUGUAGGCCAGGGCUAUGGCGUUGGUCAGUCAAUGAGACUGGGUCUAGGUGGCAACGCACCAGUUUCCAUCCCUCAGCAGUCUCAGUCUGUGAAGCAGUUACUUCCAAGCGGAAAUGGAAGAUCUUUCGGGCUUGGGGCAGAGCAAAGGUCCCAGGCACCGGCACGAUACUCCCUGCAGUCUGCUAAUGCCUCUUCUGUCUCAUCAGGCCAGUUAAAGUCUCCUUCCCUCUCCCAGUCCCAGGCAUCCAGAGUAUUAGGUCAGUCCAGUUCCAAACCUACUGCAGCUGCCGCAGGCCCACCCCUAGCCAAUACUUCCUCAACCCAGAAGUGGAAAAUAUGUACGAUCUGUAAUGAGCUUUUCCCUGAAAAUGUCUAUAGUGUGCACUUCGAAAAAGAACAUAAGGCUGAGAAAGUCCCAGCUGUAGCCAACUACAUUAUGAAGAUACAUAAUUUUACUAGCAAAUGCCUCUACUGUAAUCGCUAUUUGCCCACAGAUACCCUGCUCAACCAUAUGUUAAUUCAUGGUCUGUCUUGUCCAUUCUGCCGUUCAACUUUCAAUGAUGUGGAAAAGAUGGCAGCGCACAUGAGGAUGGUUCACAUUGAUGAAGAGUUGGGACCUAAAACCGAUUCUACCUUGAGUUUUGAUUUGACAUUGCAGCAGGGUAGUCACACUAACAUCCAUCUCCUUGUAACCACAUACAACCUGAGGGAUGCCCCAGCUGAAUCUGUUGCUUAUCAUGCCCAAAGUAACCCUCCAAUCCCUCCAAAGCCACAGCCAAAACUUCCGGAGAAAGCAGAUACUCCUGUUAGAAGUUCACCUCAAGCUGCAGUACCCUAUAAAAAAGAUAUCGGGAAAACCCUGUGCCCUCUUUGCUUUUCAAUCCUAAAAGGACCCAUAUCUGAUGCACUUGCACAUCACUUACGAGAGAGGCACCAAGUUAUUCAGACGGUUCAUCCAGUGGAGAAAAAGCUUACCUACAAAUGUAUCCAUUGCCUUGGUGUGUAUACCAGCAACAUGACUGCCUCAACUAUCACUCUGCAUCUAGUUCACUGCAGGGGUGUUGGGAAGACCCAGAAUGGCCAAGACAAGACAAAUGCACCCUCUCGGCUUAAUCAGUCACCAGGACUGGCACCUAUGAAGCGCACUUAUGAGCAAAUCGAAUUUCCCUUGACGAAAAAGCGGAAGUUAGAUGAUGAUAGUGAUUCACCCAGCUUCUUUGAGGAGAAGCCUGAGGAACCUGUUGUUUUAGCUUUAGACCCCAAGGGUCAUGAAGAUGAUUCCUAUGAAGACAGGAAAAGCUUCCUCACAAAGUAUUUCAACAAGCAGCCCUAUCCCACCAGGAGAGAGAUUGAGAAGCUGGCAGCCAGUUUAUGGUUGUGGAAGAGUGACAUUGCUUCCCACUUCAGUAACAAGAGGAAGAAGUGUGUCCGAGACUGUGAGAAGUACAAGCCUGGUGUGUUACUGGGCUUCAACAUGAAAGAAUUAAACAAAGUUAAGCAUGAGAUGGAUUUUGAUGCUGAGUGGUUAUUUGAAAAUCAUGAUGAGAAAGAUUCCAGAGUUAAUGCUAGUAAAACUGCUGACAAAAAGGUCCACCUUGGGAAGGAAGAUGACAAUUCCUCAGACAGUUUUGAAAAUUUGGAAGAAGAAUCCAAUGGAAGCGGUAGCCCUUUUGACCCUGUUUUUGAAGUUGAGCCUAAAAUCCCUAAUGAUACUCCAGAGGAGCAUAUACAGAAGGUAAUUUCUGAGGAUGCUUUAGAAUCUGAGGAAAAGCUAGACCAAAAAGGUGUGGAUGGUUCAAAAUAUGAAACUAUUCAUUUGACUGAGGAACCAAACAAACUAAUGCAUGAUGCUUCUGAUAGUGAGGUUGACCAAGAUGAUGUUGUGGAGUGGAAAGGUGGGGCUUCUCCAUCUGAGAGUGGCCCUGGUUCCCAGCACGUGUCAGACUUUGAGGACAACACUUGUGAAAUGAAACCAGGUACCUGGUCCGAUGAGUCUUCCCAGAGUGAGGAUGCAAGGAGCAGUAAGCCAGCUGCCAAAAAAAAGGCUACCAUGCAAGGUAACAGGGAGCAGUUGAAAUGGAAGAAUAGUUCCUAUGGAAAAGUUGAAGGGUUUUGGUCCAAGGACCAGUCACAGUGGAAGAAUGCAUCUGAAAAUGAUGAGCGCUUGUCCGGUCCACAGAUUGAGUGGCAGAAUAGCACAAUUGACAGUGAGGAUGGGGAGCAGUUUGAGAACAUGACUGAUGGAGUAGCUGAGCCAAUGCAUGGCAGCUUAACUGGAGUUAAACUGAGCAGCCAACAGGCAUAAGUGACCGGUUCUCGGACAUCGGGGCCAGGUUCUCUGGCAUCAGUGACAUAUUGCAGCCUGGAACUCUGUUCUUUGAGUAUGACUGCAAAACUAUCUGGUACUGCCUUCUGAGUUGCUGGGUCAUCAGGCUGUAAGGACGUGUGGCCACUGCAAUCCCGGUGGUUAUUUCUAUGAUACAUGACUGGCUGAUUUGCUUUAGAACUUGCUGUGGCAGACACAGUAACUAAAUGUGAAAAACCAAUAAGCUGGUGGCUCACGAAAUGCACACAAGGAAAAGCAGAGGUUUAUUUUAUCUGCCUUCUCAACAUUUCUUUCCCUCUGUAAAAUGUUUGGUUGAAUGUCCUUAAGAAGUGUUACCCUGAUUCACAUGGUAGCAAUAGGGCCAACAUACAAGCUACCAAUCCAAUGUGUAUAGUAGACUGGGGAAAAUUGAUUUUUUUUUUCAUGUAUUCAUUCUGAAUAGUUAAAAUGUAUAUUUGUACAGUCUUUUAGACCUAUUCAGGUAAUGCUUAUGAUAUUGUUAUUGUGUACCCAUCAUAGAUGUUUCUUUUUUAGUGUUGCCCUUGCUGUGUAACAAACGCUGUAUCUAGUUUACCUAGCAAAAGCUUGAAACUACGCUAGUAUAAAAUUUUGAACAGACUUAGUUUUUGCACAUAACCUUGUACAAUCUUGCAACAGAGGCCAGCCACGUAAGAUAUAUAUAUCUGGACUCUCUUGUAUUAUAGAAUUUUUUCUUGUUCUGAAUAUCCUUGACAUUACAGCUGACAAACAAAAACUGGUAUUUCAGAUCUGUUUUCUGAAAUCUUUUAAGCUAAAGCCACACGCAAGAAUUGACUUUGCAGCUACUAAUUUUGACACCUUUUAAGAUCUGUAUGAAAGUGUGUUGUGUUGAAGCAGCAAACCAAUGAGUGCUGCAUUUUGGAUAUUUAGUUUUAUCUUUAGUUAAACACCACCUGGUGUAUUCAUUUAUACCAUUUAAUAUAUGACACACUGUUGUAGUAUGUAUAAUUUUGUGAUCUUUAUUUCCCUUUGUAUUCAUUUUAAGCAUCUAAAUAAAUUGCUGUAUUGUGCUUAA
Messenger RNA from Pipistrellus kuhlii (Kuhl's pipistrelle), 4565 nucleotides. RefSeq names its product activity dependent neuroprotector homeobox (gene ADNP). Gene Ontology annotation, biological process: regulation of gene expression. The record is from RefSeq and is a predicted model, not a curated record. NCBI's taxonomy places the organism in Eukaryota, Metazoa, Chordata, Mammalia, Chiroptera, Vespertilionidae. Bases 14 to 3490 code for a protein of 1158 amino acids. The transcript is spliced from 4 exons. Gene Ontology annotation, cellular component: nucleus. Gene Ontology annotation, molecular function: DNA binding.